UUCUCCGCCUGCCGUACCACGGAUGUGGCAGCUCCACGUCACCGCUCAGUUCUAGCUGCUUGUUUCGGUGGAGGUUCUCGCGGUGGGACUGGCGACAGGGGGGAAAUAAAAAGGAUAAUAAGGACCACCUAAACUGAGAGCAUCACAUUAGCUCAUCAGCUCAUCUUUCCUUCCUGGCUGCCCCACAUAGUUGGCACAAUGACAGCAGCGGAAAAUGUUUGUUAUACCUUAAUAAACGUCCCAAUGGACUCUGAGCCACCCUCGGAAAUAAGUCUGAAAACGGAUCUAGAAAAGGGUGAUGUUAAGGCAAAAACAGAGGCUCUGAAGAAGGUGAUAAUAAUGAUCCUCAAUGGAGAAAAGCUGCCAGGACUACUGAUGACGAUCAUACGCUUUGUGCUACCGCUUCAGGACCAUACAAUUAAAAAACUUCUGCUGGUCUUCUGGGAAAUUGUACCCAAGACCACUCCUGAUGGCAAACUGUUGCAGGAGAUGAUCUUGGUGUGUGAUGCAUACAGAAAGGACUUACAACAUCCCAAUGAGUUCAUUCGUGGGUCAACACUGAGAUUUCUUUGCAAGCUGAAAGAGUCUGAGCUCCUUGAGCCCUUAAUGCCAGCUAUCCGUGCAUGUCUGGAACAUCGACACAGCUAUGUUCGCAGAAAUGCUGUCCUUGCAAUUUACACAAUUUACAGGAAUUUCGAAAACUUAAUUCCUGAUGCUCCUGAGCUGAUUCAUGAUUUUCUUGUGAAUGAGAAAGAUUCGAGUUGCAAGCGGAAUGCAUUUAUGAUGUUGAUUCAUGCUGAUCAGGACAGAGCACUGGACUACCUUAGCACAUGUAUUGACCAGGUCCAUGCGUUUGGAGACAUUCUUCAGUUAGUUAUUGUAGAAUUGAUCUAUAAGGUCUGCCAUGCCAAUCCUUCAGAAAGAGCUCGGUUCAUACGCUGUAUCUAUAAUCUCUUACAAUCAUCGAGUCCUGCUGUUAAAUAUGAAGCAGCUGGAACUUUAGUGACUCUCUCCAGUGCCCCAACUGCUAUCAAGGCCGCUGCCCAGUGUUACAUUGACUUGAUUAUAAAGGAAAGCGAUAAUAAUGUGAAGCUGAUUGUUCUUGAUCGUCUGAUUGAAUUAAAGGAGCAUCCCACACAUGAAAGAGUGCUACAGGACCUGGUCAUGGAUAUUCUUCGAGUCCUUAGCACACCAGAUUUAGAAGUCCGUAAGAAAACUCUGCAGCUUGCCCUUGAUCUUGUUUCAUCACGCAAUGUUGAAGAGCUGGUCAUUGUUCUCAAGAAGGAGGUUAUUAAAACAAAUAAUGUGACUGAACAUGAAGACACCGACAAGUACAGGCAACUACUUGUCCGCACGUUACACUCCUGUAGUGUCCGCUUUCCAGAUAUGGCAGCAAAUGUUAUUCCUGUGCUAAUGGAGUUCCUGAGUGACAACAAUGAGGCCGCAGCAGCUGAUGUUUUAGAUUUUGUGCGCGAGGCUAUUCAGAGGUUUGAUCAUCUCAGGCCACUCAUCAUUGAGAAAAUGCUGGAAGUCUUCCAUGCAGUUAAAGCUGUAAAGAUUUAUAGAGGAGCUGUGUGGAUCUUGGGAGAGUACUGUUGUACGAAAGAGGACAUUCAGAGUGUAAUGACAGAAGUUCGUCGUUCCUUAGGGGAGAUCCCAAUAGUGGAAAAUGAGAUAAAGAAGGAAACUGGUGAAGUAAAACCUGAAGAAGAGGUGACGGUAGCACCUGCACAGAAACUGGUUACUGAAAUGGGAACAUAUGCAACACAGAGUGCCCUAAGCAGCUCCAGACCAACUAAAAAAGAGGAAGACAGGCCUCCACUUCGGGGAUUUCUGAUGGACGGAGAUUUUUUUGUCGCAGCUUCAUUGGCUACAACUCUUACAAAGGUGGCCCUUCGCUAUGUGUCCAUUGUGCAAGAGAAAAGGAAGCAAAAUUCUUUUGUUUCUGAAGCUAUGCUGAUCAUGGCUACAAUCCUGCAUCUUGGAAAGUCCUCCCUUCCUAAGAAGCCAAUCACUGAUGACGAUGUGGAUCGCAUCUCCCUUUGUCUCAAAGUUUUAUCAGAAUGCUCUCCUCUGAUGAAUGACAUCUUCAACAAAGAAUGCCGUAGAUCUCUUUCUCAUAUGCUGUCCGCAAAACUGGAAGAGGAAAAGCUGUCUCAGAAGAAAGAGUCCGAAAAGAGAAAUGUUACAGUACAAGCCGACGACCCCAUCUCUUUCAUGCAGCUCACAGCCAAAAAUGAAAUGACGUCAAAGGAAGAUCAGUUCCAGCUAAGUUUGCUCGCAGCCAUGGGAAACACACAGAGGAAAGAGGCAGCUGACCCUCUUGCUUCUAAACUGAAUAAGGUCACUCAGCUGACAGGGUUUUCUGAUCCAGUUUACGCUGAAGCAUACGUCCAUGUUAAUCAGUAUGACAUUGUGUUGGACGUGCUUGUCGUCAAUCAGACCAGUGAUACCCUGCAGAACUGCACCCUGGAAUUGGCAACACUGGGAGAUUUGAAGCUUGUGGAGAAACCAUCACCACUCACAUUAGCACCGCAUGAUUUUGCAAACAUAAAGGCAAACGUGAAAGUAGCUUCUACUGAAAAUGGAAUCAUCUUUGGAAACAUUGUAUAUGAUGUGUCUGGAGCAGCCAGCGACAGAAAUUGUGUAGUUUUGAGUGAUAUCCACAUAGACAUCAUGGACUACAUUCAGCCGGCGUCGUGUACCGAUGCUGAAUUCCGUCAGAUGUGGGCAGAGUUUGAAUGGGAAAAUAAGGUGACUGUUAAUACAAACAUAGCGGACCUGAAUGACUAUUUACAUCAUAUUUUGAAAUCGACCAACAUGAAGUGCCUCACACCAGAGAAGGCUCUCUCCGGGUUUUGCGGGUUUAUGGCUGCUAAUCUGUAUGCCCGUUCUAUAUUUGGAGAAGACGCCCUUGCUAACGUGAGCAUCGAGAAGCCAAUCCACCUUGGGCCAGAUGCUCCAGUCACUGGUCACAUUCGCAUCCGAGCAAAGAGUCAGGGGAUGGCCCUGAGCCUUGGAGACAAAAUCAACCUGUCGCAGAAGAAAUCAAAUGCCUAAAAUCCCGUAAAACAUUUGACUCUUGUGACUUCCCUGCACACACUUCCUACUUGUGUAUAUUCUUCAUUAGAGACGUCACACGCUUUCCAUGCUUUGAUUUGUAGCUCCCAUAGCUGUAGCUGCUAAACCCCCAAACCAACCUCCUUGACCCAUCAAAUGUUUUCUUGUUUUUUUUUUUUUUU
This is a messenger RNA of Polypterus senegalus (gray bichir), 3242 nucleotides long. RefSeq names its product COPI coat complex subunit beta 1 (gene copb1). The record is from RefSeq and is a predicted model, not a curated record. Gene Ontology annotation, cellular component: cytoplasm; COPI vesicle coat. Gene Ontology annotation, biological process: endoplasmic reticulum to Golgi vesicle-mediated transport; intra-Golgi vesicle-mediated transport; intracellular protein transport. Gene Ontology annotation, molecular function: structural molecule activity. The coding region runs from base 199 to 3060 and encodes 953 amino acids. The transcript has 22 exons. NCBI's taxonomy places the organism in Eukaryota, Metazoa, Chordata, Cladistia, Polypteriformes, Polypteridae.